Messenger RNA from Cyanidioschyzon merolae strain 10D, 384 nucleotides. Its product is annotated as similar to rotamase/parvulin-type peptidyl-prolyl cis-trans isomerase. Bases 1 to 384 code for a protein of 127 amino acids. The transcript has a single exon. Lineage: Eukaryota; Rhodophyta; Bangiophyceae; Cyanidiales; Cyanidiaceae. The record is from RefSeq and is a predicted model, not a curated record. Gene Ontology annotation, biological process: rRNA processing. Gene Ontology annotation, molecular function: DNA binding; peptidyl-prolyl cis-trans isomerase activity.
AUGGGUAAAAAAACCACUAAAACUGCGAACAAAGCAGGUACAGGUUCGAAUUCGACCGACUCAAAGCUGAAAACAGCCAACUUUGUGAAGGCUCGACACAUUCUCUGCUCUAAGCAGGGUACCAUCCAGGAAGUGUAUAAGACGCUCAUAGAACGCACAGAGACGCAGCGCUCCGCGUUGCCAUCGACUUUCGCCGAGCUCGCAUCCAAGUAUUCUGAGUGUCCGUCUGCCAAACGUGGUGGAGACUUGGGCUGGUUCGACAGGCAGAAGAUGGAACCGAAGUUCAGGGAAGUGGCCUUCUCCACUGCUCCCGGGAACGUCUCGGAGCCUUUUAAAGGUGCGAACGGCUGGCAUAUUGUCUUCGUUGAAGGCCGCCGGAACUAG